Molecule: messenger RNA, 5129 nt
Organism: Globicephala melas (long-finned pilot whale)
Lineage: Eukaryota; Metazoa; Chordata; Mammalia; Artiodactyla; Delphinidae
Gene: WDR76
Product: WD repeat domain 76
Biological process (GO): regulation of DNA damage checkpoint
Cellular component (GO): nucleus
Molecular function (GO): protein binding; DNA binding
Source: RefSeq, a predicted model, not a curated record
UACUGCGCAUGUUCAUAGGCCGCCCUGGCCUCCUCAGUCUCGCAGUAUUUGGACGCACUUUCUGGCGGGAAGUUGCUUCUGCUGGGCUUUGCUGUUGAGACCCUGCGGCGAGGAAAGGCUGAAUGAAAGGUUUCGCUCGUUAGAGUUGGUUUGAAGCCAAGGAAAAUCGGGUAGUAAGGGAUAAGAAACUGAGGAGAUAGUGAAGGGCGGUUUGUCCAGGUUGUUGAAAGCUCAGAGUUAGCGUUUAAUCGGAAUAGAAAUCCUGUUAAUAGCACCUGAUUAGCUCAGUUGAUGAGGCUGAGCGGGUUGUGGUGAGGUAUUUUUUGGUCACGUGAGGGCAAGUGGCAAGAAAAAAAAAAUCCCCCAGGCGGCUUAGAACAGUGCCUGAAAUCCGAACACUCUUAGGCUUUACAGUUCUUUCUGUUUCUGGAGACUGCCUAUUAAAACAUAUUCCUGGCUGAAAUGUUUGUAUAUAAAAGUCCCUAAGUAAUUAUUAAGCACCACGCUUAGCUUUCUCUAAGGAGUAUGGAAUAUUGUUGAAAGGCUUGUUUCCUCCAGGAACUUGAAUUUCAUUUAGUAAGUCUUCAAGGGCUUAUAGAAGAGUAACUGAAAUCCCAAUUUACUAGUUAGGUUGUGGUAAAAAACAUAGGCUAAUUGGUAGUCAGAACACAGUCACUGUAGAAAGGGUUUUAUAACUGCUGUGGUGGGGAGAGAAGGGACAGCCUGAGCAAAGUCUUGGAGUCCAGAAAUAACAUGGUAUAUAUCAGACACUAUGAAAAGUUUGAUUUUAUCAGUAAUUUUUGAGUCAAGGAGUGUGCAAGUUCCUGAAGGGCUUUAAAGGUGCUGUUAAUAGGAUUAGUUCUCAAAUUAUUUCACCUGUAUCCUAAAAUUGGGCCUCAGCUGGGAGAAGAAAUGAAAUUGGGCAAGUCUCGAUCAAGGAACAGUGGAUAACUCAAGUAACCAAUCAAGGGAGCAGUUUUGAGCUAUAAAGAAAAGGACUGUAAAAGAGUAGAUAGAAAUUUGUUAUAAAUUCAUCAGCUCCAAAACUAUGCUAUCCAGAGGGAGUAAAUCUGUUGGGAAGGCAAUUUUUUCUGCUCGCGGCAACCCAGAAAAUAGGAAAAAAAAAAAGUUUAAUAUGGCAGUAACUAUAAGAAAUACAGUGUCCUGAAAUCUUAUUUAUGCUGCUUUGUGAUACAAAAGUUAUUUAAAACAUUUCCCCAGUCUUUGGGCUUUGUAAGGUCAUCACUAAAUCUUAGUUAACUGGUGGGCGAAGUUUAAACCAACUUAGUUAACUGGUGGGUGAAGUUUAAACCAGCUUAAGUUAUCAGCUCUUGAAAAAAAAAAUCAAAAUGCUUCUAUUCCUAGGAAGAAAAUACGGUGGCCAUUGGGCAUAAUUUUCUGGUGGUGGGAUUACAAGGAACUAGGGGCUGAGGUAAAGCCUGCAUAUAUAUUGAUUUCAUUUCCUCUCUAUUUCAUACGGUAUUUAAGUGCUCCUGAGUCUUUUCCAGGCUCACGUUACUAGGCAAGGUGGUUUUUCCUUAGGAGAGGCGCAGGUGUUUUUCAAAGUGAGAUACUGGCAUCAGCAGUAUCAAAAUCACCGGGAUCCAAGGUAAAAAUGUCGAUUCGGUCCUUUCUAUUCCCUGAGGAAUUUGAGUUUGGGGUGAGGCUGGCAACCUUGCCUCUUUAAGAGACUAAUGUAACGCCCAGUGCUCUCUCCCCCUCCCACCGGCUGGGAUCGGAACCCUCCUGCGCCGCCCUGGCCUCCCCCUCCCCGGACCCCUCCCCGCCCCUCCCACCUCCACCCAUCCCCGCCUCCCGCCGCAAUCUUGGCGGGAAGACGCCAGCUGCUAAGCGGAGGGAGGAUGUCUGGGUCGCGCGCGGAGGCCGAGGAGAAGGUGGGCUCCAGACAGCGACUCCAGGUGAAUGGGAGAAAAGGCUUGUCCCUUUCGGGUGAAUGAAUAUAAGGAAAACCAAAACAUCGCUUAUGUGUCUCUGAGACCGGUACAGACUACAGUUUUAGGAAAAACAGCUAAGGUGUAUCUUGUUCCCUUUUCACUCAGUAGCUACAAGCCAGAUCAACUUAAGCGCUCCAAAUCCCUAUUAGAUAAGAAUUCUAACAAUGAAGUGGCAUGUAAGAAAUGUAAGAAGGCUGAAAUAAAGAAAACUUGCAGAAGGAUUUUAACCCCAAAGAUGGAAGCCACAUCUUCCAAGGCAGAAUCCACUCUGCAAAAAUCAUCCUUAGAUGUUCAUGCUGAAAGUAACAAGUGGCAAUACAAGAGCACUUCAGAUACAGUGAUUCUCAGUGCUGAUACAGAAAGCAGCCAGGAUGGAGACAGUGAUGAAGGUACCACACCAGGCAUGGAUGAUUUUUCAGGAUUGUCACCAUACGAAAAGAAGAGACUGAAGAACAUAUCAGAAAAUGCAAACUUUUUUGCUUCUCUUCAGUUGUCUGAGUCAGCUGCAAGACUCCGUGAAAUGAUAAAGAAGAGACAGCCUCCUGAAUCCAAAAGGUUGGACAAGAUGGCAAGAGUGGGCUGCUGUUGGGUAUUUCCCUUCCCCAGAAAGAAGCCUAAGAAGAAAGAAAAUGAGACUGGAUGUAGAAGGUCAAUGCGAUUACUAAAAGUUGAUCCUUCAGGAGUUUCAUUACCAGCAACUCCAACCCAGCCAAUAUUAGUAGCAGAUGAAAAUCCUUUGUUACCUCCUGGGCCUUUAGAAAUGACUUCUGAAAAUCGAGAUGAUAACAGUGAACUAUUUAAAGGAUUUCUGCAGACUUGGGCAGAAGUGAGCAAGGUGUCACUUGGGAGGACAAGAAGUAAAAACACUGAGAAGGAGUUAUCUAGCAUUAAAAGCUACAAAGCCAAUUUAAAUGGCAUGAUCAUUAGUGAAGAUACUGUUUAUAAAGUUACCAAAGGCCCAAUAUUCUCAAUGGCUCUCCACCCAUCAGAAAUUAGAACUUUGGUGGCAGCUGGGGCCAGAUCUGGACAAGUUGGGCUUUGGGAUUUGACUCACCAACCUAAAGAAGAUGGAGUUUAUAUUUUUCAACCCCAUAGUCAACCAGUUAGCUGUCUUUACUUCUCGCCUGCCAAUCCAGCUCACCUGCUGUCACUGAGCUAUGAUGGCACAUUACGCUGUGGGGAUUUUUCCAGAGCUGUUUUUGAGGAGGUAUAUAGAGAUGAAAGAAGUAGCUUUUCCUCCUUUGACUUCUUGGCAGAAGACGCCUCCACUUUAAUAGUAGGUCACUGGGAUGGAAGUAUGUCACUAGUGGAUAGGCGGACGCCUGGAACUUCUUGUGAGAAACUUAUCAAUUCUUCUUUGAGCAAAAUAAGAACUGUACAUGUCCACCCAGUGCAUAGACAGUAUUUUAUCACUGCGGGAUUAAGGGAUAUUCAUAUUUAUGAUGCAAGGUGCCUGAAUCGCAGUAGAAUCAAGCCUUUGAUUUCUUUGACUGAACACACAAAGAGCAUCGCUUCUGCCUAUUUUUCACCUCUUACUGGUAACAGAGUAGUAACCACAUGUGCUGAUUGUAAGCUGAGAAUCUUUGACAGCAGCUGUAUAUCCUCGAAGAUUCCUCUUCUCACCACCAUCAGGCACAACACCAUUACUGGGAGAUGGCUGACCAGGUUCCAAGCUGUGUGGGACCCUAAACAAGAAGACUGUAUCAUAGUCGGCAGCAUGGCCCAGCCACGGCGAGUGGAAAUCUUCCAUGAGAGAGGAAAGUGGGUGCACUCUUUUCUUGGUGGAGAAUGCCUUGCCUCUGUGUGUUCCAUCAACGCUAUGCACCCAACUCGGUAUAUUUUGGCUGGUGGUAACUCCAGUGGGAGGAUACAUGUUUUUAUGAAUUAAGAAAGUUGCGGAGUUUUUGGUUUGACAACACUGAUUUGUUCAAAUUAAUCAGUGUCUAAGGAGCCCAGUAAUUCACGUGGCUUAGUCUGUUUACUUGGUAAUAUGUUCUAUUUUUAGCAAAUAUAAAAUUGCUUUGUUAAUAAGAACUGUGAGCAGAAGGUACUUUUAGUAAGAGAAGCCUUGGAGGUUGUUUCUAUAGGAUGGCAAGGGAAUUAAAGGGGAGACUGUGAUGGCUUCAGCACUUUUAAUCAGGCAGAAUGUUGAGAAAUUCUAACAUAAAUUAUAAAGCUUUGAGUGAUCAGUAUUUUGGUUGUUUUUGUGGUUUUGAUUCUAUAGUGAUAUAUAGAUUUGUGGGGUUUUUUUAUAGUUUGCAGUAAAUAUUUAUUUCUAGACUCAUACACUGGAAGGGGUCCUGAAAGGUCAUCUAACUCAGUGACUUUGAAACUUUUGAGUUUUUAAACUGAGCACCUUUUUUCCCCCUUGCCUCUAAAUUAAAUCUUACAUGAAAUCCCAAGAAAUUGCUGAGAAGCUUUGGUUCACUUGGGCAGGGCCUGUGUCUGUGUGUGUUGACCCUUUCCCUCCCGCUCCUCUACAUGGCUCCUGAGACACAGCUAAGGAAACCCAGGGCUUGUAGGCACAGGGUUUGGAUCUACCUGAUUGUUGUAAUCCAGUAUGAGAUUAACUUCAGACCAGUGUUUCCCAGACUGUGGUUUGUAGCUGUUCACAUGAAAUCAGUUAAGUGGCCAUGAACAGUGUCUACAAAAAUGAAAAGGAGAGAAAUAGUAAAGAAUAGCAAACUUAGAGUAAGUAUUCUUUUGUGAAACUUAGUUCCAUAUGCAUACAUAUUUGUAGGUAUACAUGCAUACGUAUAUUCUGAUGUAAAAUGUAUUUCUUUAUUACUGUGGUACUGUGGGUCAUGGUUAAAGAAGUAAAAGCGCCUGACUUAGAAAGUCAUAGACAGCCUUAUCUGUCCCUGUCUUUAAACUCUCCAGAGGAGAUUCAAUAACCUGGGGAAGUGUUAUGAAAUACCAUUUUUGGAAUUCCUUCAUAAAAUUUUUUUUUCAGAAGCUAUGGCAAUUUGAAUGUGUCUGUUGUUGGAUAUUACUAAGUCAGUGACUAAUAUUACUGUGUGACCUUACCUAUCCAACUUUUUCCAUUGUUCUUCAUUGCCAAACUACUACUGAAAGCCUGUUGUAAAUAGCUUCAGCAAUAUGUUUGAUUUCUAAGAGGAAAUAUUAACUUUUCAUAAUUGUAUAUCACAGAAAUAAAGUGACAUGUUUCAUUUC